GGCAGAACUCGGGAGAAAAGAAGACGAUAGCAGCCGUGCGGAGGAUGUCAGUAGGUCCCGCACUCCGCCGAAGGGCCAGAGCAAACGGAGCGACAACUUUCGCUUUGCCUGACAAGCAAACGGGCGGCGGACGAGUCAGACGAGAGGGGAACCACGAAACUGUGCCUUUCGGAGUGUCGCCACUGUCUGGAUGUUAAACCUUGCGCGGCCGCGCUAGAAAAGAAACAACGCAGGCUCGGGAGGGCACUGCUGCUUUUUGGUGGAGGACCAGAUGUUUAUUUUGAAAUUCGGCGGGGAAAAGGACACCUUUUAACGGUUCAUGCUUCAAUUCUUCACGCUCCGAGGACCCUGCGUCCUUGUCCAGGAAUGUAGAGACUUCGCCUUCUCGUCUGCACGCAUGCUGCUGCCGGGUGCCUCGCCGCUUCCGUUACCCUCCACACUGGCCGACAGACCGGUACGUUGCCUCUUGAGGACUUUCUUUCCAGGCUCGGCCUAUUUGACAUUUCAAACUCACAAACGCGAAGAGACAAACGUUUGCGGUCGCUGCUGCUCGCCGUUUCGGCACGCGUUUCCUGAGACAACUGUGAGUGCCUCACUGCUGGCACAUGCACCGUCAGGAACAACCACUGCAGAGCUGCAUCGUACAGAAUGUUUGCAUCGAGCUCUUUCUUUUGAAUGCUUUCAGCGGUGAAACCUUUUCUUUCGCUCCUCGCCUUCGAGAGUCCAACGAACUCGGGGCUUUCGACGAAUGGCCGGUCUGCGUUUCUCCUGCCCUCCUUUUUUUAACCACCGCAAACGGAAACCGUCCUUUCCUUCCCCUUUUUUCCGCUGCUUCGCCAGGUCCUUUUCUAGACGAAACUGACAGGCUUCUUGCCACCUCCUGCUACCAGCAAAAAGAACAACCCAUCCGAUAAUCGACACAGUCUUCCUGUUUUCUUUCUCCUCCGUUCCCUCCUGCCUCCUCCACUUUCUUUCGUGUCUUCCUCUCUUUUUCUCCGUUCGCUCCCGACGCAAGAGAUGGGCCGUGGACUUCAACCCCACUGCACGGAUCCGCUCUCCCGCGCGAGGACCUCUCCGGACAGAAGACUCUUUUGAGGGAACCUGCGGGAAGUCUGUGCCUUCGCUGCGGAACUCCGCCGCAUGUGUGCCGCCGACCUCUGCAGAGAAUGGCAGAGAACGCGUCGACAGCCUUUUCGCCUCGCGCGAGAAGACGAACCGGCGGAGACGGAGAGCGCGGCGACAAGGCGAACGUACGCGAGAUAGCGCAGGUGUCUUCGGCUCAAGACGCAGUGCAGGCGAAGUCAAGGAGAGAAAAUCCUUCUCCCGACAGGAAGCAGCGCGCGGCUGACCACACCGAAGGCUGCCGUGAAGUGCCGCCUUCGUCGCCGCUUGAGUCGUCGGAGGGAUCAUUAACUCGACAACCUUCCUUCGUCAGGUUUCUCGCUUUUUCUUUCUCUUCUGUUCCAAGGACGCUUCUACUGUUUGUGGCCGUCCUUCAACUCCUGCUUCUUCUGUUCGUGGUAAGCCACCAGGUUUCUUUGCAAAGGAGUUUAGAGGCGCAGGAGGCACGCCUUCUGCAGCUGCUGCAUGCGGAGAGAGGAGCUGCCGCAGACGACCCCGGGGUGUAUGCACACCUCGCAGGCAGAAACCGGUGUCACUUGAACCGGAGCCUCGAUUCAAAGCUCUUGUCUGGCGACCAGAACGCUGUGUUUGAGAGCGGGGAAGAUGCAAGGGAAAUGGAAGAACGCCGAGGUUCAGUGCUGCGAAACAAAUGCUACGGACCCAUGACGACCGAGGAAGAGUUUCGCGUUCUCGUGGACUUCCGAGAUAAAUUCACGCACACGCAGCAGAGAAUCAAAGAGAGGACAAAGAAACUCAUUUCCACUAUGGAAAGAGAAGCGAAACGAUUUGCCAAGAUGGCAGACGCCGUUUUAAAGCAUCCGAUGCUCAAUCACUGAAGAAAGGAACUGCAAGAACUGUCCAACAGAUACGGGGAUACCGAUGACUGCCAUGCCUAUCUGUUCGUCUAUCUCUGUAUGAAGUCUCAUAUCCUUCAAAUCUGUACGACUUUUCAUCAGUUUCUCUAUAUUUUUCUCUGCAUGCAGGCAGUUGGACACUCAGUUGGGAGUAAAUCAACUCAUUUCUCUUGUGAAACAUACUUUUUUCCAAAUAUAGGUAUAUGUUUAGGUAUAUACAUGUGUAUAGGGAUAUAUGUGGAUCCACGGAUGUAGGAUUUGGGGCAGCGGGCAUGUCUGUUGCUGCAUGCACG
Molecule: messenger RNA, 2269 nt
Organism: Toxoplasma gondii ME49
Lineage: Eukaryota; Apicomplexa; Conoidasida; Eucoccidiorida; Sarcocystidae
Exons: 2
Coding region: 1167-1958 (263 amino acids)
Source: RefSeq, a predicted model, not a curated record